UGAAUUAUAGUGUUUUCGUAGCGUAAACCACUAUCUGGCUGAUUGGAUUUUAAUAAAAUGGCUAACGGUAGUUAUGCUACUAGCUCAACUAAUAAUAUAAAUGUUUUUAGAUUAAUUUAUGAUUUAUAACUUUAUUUUGAUGUCUGGAUAGUUAAUUCAAUACUGGAAUUAGUAUUCGAUCAAUAUUCAUUUAAAAAUAAUUUAGUUACUAAGAUAAACAUUUUUUUUUUAUUUCAAAACGGAGCAAUUAUUAUUAACAGUGGACAUUGUUUAAAGACCCAGAAUUCAGAAUGGGUGUUCCAGCAUUUUUUAGAUGGUUAACUAGGAAGUAUCCAUCUGUUAUUGUCAAUUGUAUUGAGCAAAAGUCCACUGAUGUAAAUGGAGAACAAAUACCAAUGGACACAUCCUUGCCUAAUCCUAAUGGUGUUGAAUUCGACAAUUUAUAUUUGGACAUGAAUGGUAUUAUACAUCCUUGUACACAUCCAGAAAACAAGCCAGCCCCAAAAGAUGAAGAUGAAAUGAUGAUCGCUAUAUUUGAAUGUAUUGAUCGUUUAUUUAGAAUUGUAAGGCCUCGUAAAGUGUUGUACAUGGCUAUUGAUGGAGUGGCACCCAGAGCAAAAAUGAACCAACAAAGAUCAAGACGUUUUAGGGCAUCUAAAGAGACAACAGAAAAAACAGAAGAAUUAUCUCGUGUUAGAAAAAAUUUAAUAGAAGCUGGUGUUAUAUUGCCACCAGAAAAGCCUAAAGGAGAACAUUUUGAUAGCAACUGUAUCACCCCAGGUACUCCAUUUAUGGAUAAAUUAUCUGCCUGCCUGCAUUAUUAUAUUCAUGAUCGAUUAAACAAUGAUCCUGGAUGGAAAGGUAUUAAAGUGAUACUGUCAGAUGCUAAUGUUCCCGGAGAAGGUGAACAUAAAAUAAUGAAUUUUAUAAGAAAACAAAGAGCGCAACCUAAUCAUGAUCCAAAUACACAGCAUGUUCUUUGUGGUGCUGAUGCUGAUCUUAUUAUGUUGGGACUUGCUACACAUGAACCUAAUUUUACAAUUAUCCGAGAAGAAUUUAAACCAAAUCAACCUAAGCCUUGUGAUAUGUGUGGUCAAAUGGGACAUGAAAUGAAGGAUUGUCAAGGCUUAGAAAAAGAAGCAUUCAGUGAUGGAUCAACUAUUGCAUUUGCAACUGAUGUACAGUUUAUAUUUGUACGUUUGAAUGUGUUACGUGAAUAUUUAGAAAGAGAAUUGGAAAUGCCUAACUUACCAUUUAAAUAUGAGUUUGAACGAGCUCUGGAUGACUGGGUAUUCAUGUGUUUUUUUGUUGGUAAUGAUUUUUUACCUCAUUUGCCUUCUUUGGAAAUACGAGAAAAUGCAAUUGAUCGUCUAGUGUCUUUGUAUAAAAAGACAGUGUACAAAACUGGGGGGUUCUUGACCCUUAAUGGCGAUGUGAAUUUGGAUAGAGUACAAUUAAUUAUGUCUGAUUUGGGUUUGGCUGAAGAUGAAAUUUUUAAAAGAAGACAACAAACUGAAAAAAUGUUUGCUGAUAGAAAUAGAUUAAAAAAAAGACGCGAAAAACGAGAAAAAUUAAUGCGUUCAAAGAGUGCUCCUAAUUUUGUAUUAGGAGGUCAAUAUGCACCAUCGGCCCCAAAUGUAGGAUUUCCAGUAUCUAAUCCUAGACAAACUAUUGAUGAAAUGAGAAGACAAAGUAUGGAUAAUGAAAAUAAUCAAAGACAAAAACGUAAAAGAGAUGAUGAAUCUUCAGAUGACGAACAAGAAACACCUGAUGAAGUUCGUUUAUGGGAAGAUGGUUUUAAAGAACGUUACUAUGAGUCAAAAUUUGAUGUAGACAGAACCAAUAGUGAUUUUAGACAUAGAGUGGCGUUGGAAUAUGUACGUGGCUUAUGUUGGGUUCUUCAGUAUUAUUAUCAAGGUUGUCCUUCUUGGAAAUGGUAUUUCCCAUACCAUUAUGCACCUUUUGCAUCUGACUUUCUUAAUAUAUCAUCAUUAUCAACAAAAUUUGAAAAAGGAACAACACCCUUCCGUCCUUUAGAACAACUUAUGAGUGUAUUUCCAGCAGCAAGUAGCAAGCAUGUACCUCAACCUUGGGCUGUUUUAAUGAGUGAUCCAGAAUCAACAAUAAUUGAUUUUUAUCCAGUGGAUUUUAAAAUUGAUUUAAAUGGCAAAAAGUUUGCUUGGCAAGGUGUUGCAUUAUUACCAUUUGUUGAUGAAAUAAGACUCCAUAAGGCUUUGGAACCAUAUUAUGAUCUUUUGACUCCUGAAGAAAGGCGUCGGAAUGUGAAAGGCAUGGAUCGUUUGUAUAUUCAAGAGGAUAACGCUAAGUAUGGAUUACUAAAAGAAUUGUCCCUAGAUAAAACCAAUAGUCAAAACUUAACAUCUGUUCUUAUUGAUGGUAUGGAAGGAAAAGUUAUGUUGGCAGAUGAUUGUGUUACAAUUGGAGGAUCACUUCCAUCUCCAGUUAUGGGAUUAAAUGUUAUAAGAUCAAAUCAAGUUAUAUGUGUGAAAUUUGAAGAUCCUAAUUAUGGAGAUGAUUAUAUUUUUAAAGCAAAUAAACUCGAAGGAGUUGUAGAACCGCCUAGGGUAUUAAAACCAAAACAUUUAGAAGAAGAACAAUCUCGAUCGUGGAGACCUAUGAUUGGUAUGACUCAUUCUAACCAACGUGGAAGAUUAGCCAUAUCUGGUCACAGAGCGCUAGGGCAUUAUACAAAUAGAAAUACAAAUAAUAGUAAUGCUGUUCCACCACCACACAAUUAUAGAAAUAAUUCACAUCAAAAUGGUCCACGUCAACAAAAUAAUUGGCAUUUAAAUCAAGGCCAACAAAACCAAUAUUUCCGAAAUGAUCACAGUUCAAAUGGUGGUUAUAAUUCAGCCAGAUAUAAUCGUCCACAAAAUUCCAACUCUUAUAGAUCAGACAAUAAUGCAUAUCCAAAUUAUGGAACUCGCCAUACAUCUGGUCAACAAUCAAAUGAUAGACCUGGGUAUUUUACUGAUAGCUAUCUAGCCAAUAAUUCUCAACCUCGACCAUCAUUCAAUAGGAAUAAUAAUUCAACCAAUAGAGGAUCACAAAGUAGUAGAUAUCAACCAUAUAAUCCUGCUACACAAAGAGGUGGUCCAAGGCCUCAUGGUUAUAAUCAACAUCGAAAUUAUUGACGAUAUAAUUUUGUUAGUACAUUUUAUUAUAAUUAUAAUAUGUUUUCACAAUUUAAAAUUCAAAAUUCCAAAAUUUACUAUGAAAAAACUUCCAUUAUUGACAUUACAAUUAUAACUUUAUAUUAUCAA
This is a messenger RNA of Sipha flava (yellow sugarcane aphid), 3284 nucleotides long. It is a transcript of the gene Rat1, whose product is annotated as 5'-3' exoribonuclease 2 homolog. Gene Ontology annotation, cellular component: nucleus. Gene Ontology annotation, molecular function: zinc ion binding; RNA binding; 5'-3' RNA exonuclease activity. The transcript has 20 exons. Gene Ontology annotation, biological process: nuclear-transcribed mRNA catabolic process. Bases 291 to 3155 code for a protein of 954 amino acids. The record is from RefSeq and is a predicted model, not a curated record. NCBI's taxonomy places the organism in Eukaryota, Metazoa, Arthropoda, Insecta, Hemiptera, Aphididae.